GGGGUCUUCUUCUUCCUUGGCCUUCACCCUUCUUCCCUCUUUCUUGUCUCUCUCUCCUUGUAAAAGCUGAAUGAUAAAGGGCCCACCAAGCUCUUAAACCCAUACGUUAUAAUGAUAUCUAUUUGACGAGCUCCUGGAAAGCUGCGCUGAGAAGAACUAAACUAAAAGGAAACCGCAUCACCACCACCACCGUCUUGGUUCUGAAUCCCGAUCUCGUCUUACUCUGUUCAUCAGUUCACCAAUCUCUAUACCACUUCACUGUCUCCAUUCAAAUCUCCUCUGUUCUUCCUUCUUCUGGGCACACGAGCUAGCUGCCUGAAACACUCUGCUGGACUGUUUUUCUUCUUCUUCUACACCCUUCUUUUUUCUUCCCGUUUCUGGUAAAUCUGAGCAUCCAUUUUAUCGUUUCCUGUUGAGAUCAGGAAACAAACGGGAAAAAGAGCACACUUGCCUUUCUUCAUCACCAACUACCACCCAUCUUCUCUGUUUUUCAUUUUCUCUCUCUCUCUCUCUGCUCUCGUUUCUGGGGUGUUGAGGGGGGAAAAGAAAGUAUCUUGGUAGUGGGUGAGGUGGAUUUUUUUUUUUGUUAGAGCGAGAUGGUGGAAACAGGGCAUGGGCAUAACCACGGCCACAAUCACACGCCGCCGCCGCCGCAGCAGCCGGCGGGACCCCCGGCGAUGGCCGUUUCAAGGGGACCGAUUUGGACUCCCGCAGAGCAGCUCCAGCAGCUUCAGUACUGCAUCCACUCCAACCCUUCUUGGCCCGAGACGGCCUUUCUGGCUUUCCAGCACUACAUUGUGAUGCUUGGAACAAUAGUGAUAAUUGCUAGCGAUCUCGUGCCUCGGAUGGGCGGUACUCAUGGUGACAAAGCCCGAGUGAUUGAGACAUUGUUGUUUUUGGCUGGAAUAAAUACGCUGCUUCAGACGCUCAUUGGGACGAGGCUUCCAACUGUGAUGGGAGCAUCUUUUGCAUACACUUUGCCCGUGUUGUCAAUCAUAAAGGAUAUAUCAAAUGAGAACCAUACCAAUGAGCACGGCAGAUUUGUCCACACUAUGAGGACAAUUCAAGGAGCGCUUAUCGUUUCUUCGUUUGUCAACAUCAUCUUGGGAUACAGUACGAUAAUCGGGAAUUUGACCAAGCACUUUAGUGCCAUAGUUAUUGUCCCAGUGGUUGGUGUUGUUGGCCUUGGUCUGUUCGCCAGGGGAUUCCCGCUGCUUGCUAACUGUGUGGAGAUUGGUCUGCCUAUGCUGCUACUGCUUGUCAUUUGCCAGUAUUUGAAGCACCUCCAUUCGAGGGGCCAUGCCUUACUCGAGAGAUUUCACUUGCUUUUCUGCCUUGCGAUUGUUUGGGCCUUUGCUGCUAUCCUUACUGCUGCUGGUGCUUACAACAAUGUUGCACCCAUCACUCAACGAAGUUGCCGAACAGAUCGAUCAUUUCUGAUAUCAUCUGCUCCAUGGGUUAGAGUUCCAUAUCCAUUUCAAUGGGGUCCACCCAUAUUUAGAGCCAGCCACGUCUUCGGGAUGAUGGGGGCUGCACUUGUUACCGCUGCUGAGUCAACUGGGACAUUCAUUGCCGCAUCACGUCUAGCAGGAGCAACACAUACUCCGGGACAUGUUGUGAGCCGAAGUAUUGGUCUUCAGGGUGUAAGCUUGCUGAUUGAUGGAAUCUUUGGUGCUCUUGUGGGUACCACAGCAUCGGUUGAAAAUGUUGGCCUUCUCGGCCUCACACACAUAGGAAGCCGUAGAGUGGUGCAAAUUUCAACUGCUUUCAUGUUCUUCUUCUCCAUAUUCGGGAAAUUUGGUGCCUUAUUUGCAUCCAUUCCGCUGCCAAUAUUUGCUGCCAUUUACUGUGUUGUAUUCGGCAUAGUUUCCGCAGUUGGGAUCUCGUUCAUGCAGUUUGCAAACAGCAACUCCCUUAGAAACCACUAUGUACUUGGCUUAUCUCUGUUCCUUGCGAUAUCCAUUCCUCAAUAUUUCGUCAGCAACACCUCCCUCGACGGCCAUGGACCUGUUAGAACAAACGGGGGAUGGUUCAACGACAUACUGAACACGAUCUUCUCAUCGCCACCUGCUGUGGCCAUAAUCGUGGCGACGAUUCUGGACAACACCCUGGAGAGGGAAGCGGUCAACGACAGAGGGGUCCCGUGGUUGAAGCCUUUCCAGCACAGGAAGGGAGAUGCCAGAACCGAGGAGUUCUAUAACCUUCCACUCAGAGCACAUGGAUGGCUGCCUUCCAGGUUCCGUAAUUAGUUCGAUCCAGGAACAAUCCCAUUUUAUGAAUUCCUUUCAAGCCUCCCUCCCUCUGGCUUCUGUAUCUGUACAUUACUUGAACUGUCUCUUCGGUCUACCGGGCAAGGACCGAGAUUUGCAUGUUAAUAUAUGUAAUGAGGCGCCUUUUGCUUGUAUUGAUCAAGGAUAAAGAUCUUAGCUUUAGCUAUGUUGUAGACUUGUAGUAGGUUUCUUGUUUUGCUGGGUUUGUUAGCUUUGUGAGGGUCUUGCAGCCGAUUUUGGUGGUCAGGUUAGAGGCCGUGGGUCCUGAACGUCCCUUGAAUUGUUCUUGCAUUUCCUGGUCCCAUAUGUUUGGAGGUUACAAUUGUUCAAUUGCCAAUCGGACGAAAUGGUUAGUUACAGUUCAGGUUCCUGGUUCUGGAAGAAGCUCUGAUUCGAUUUUCGUUCUUUCUUUCGAUCGAUACAGGUCUUGUUUGUGUUGUAAAUGGCAUGGUGAAGUAAUAUGUAUAUUCGAUAAUAUCAAAAAUUGACUUUACAAUAUGAAUAUGAUAUUCGAAUUAUCCCAAAUACUUAUACCAAACUUUCAAGCGCCAGAGUUCAGACUACGGAAUAAGGAUCCAUCGUCGUCAUAAGAAUUCAUACUACGCAUAAACAUCUGGAGACACUCGUGGCUUCGCCACAACCAAAAGCGGCGUCGCCUUGAUGUUCGUAAGCCCAAAGCUCUCGGCCAUAUCCACCGGUUCAUCCCCAACCGUCGAGAAAUCAAACGCAUGGAGAAAACUCGCCAGCGUCAAAUGCACCAUCUGAAGCCCCAAAUUGGUCCCAGGGCAAGCUCUCCUCCCGCUUCCAAACGGGAACAGCUCGAAAUUCUGUCCCUUCACAUCUACAUCCCGAUACUCCGCCGUCAGGAACCGCUCCGGCUCGAAUCUCGUCGGCUCCGGCCACACACUCGGGUCGUUCUGAAUCUUCCACGCAUUCACCAUCAGCCAGGUGCCCUUCCGCACCCUGUAACCUGCCACGUCGCAGUCCCUGACGAACUCCCGCACCGCCAACAGAGGUGCCGGCGGGUACAUCCUCAUCGUCUCUUUGACGAUUGAUUGCAGGUAAACUAACUUCCCGAUGUCCCCUUCUGUCACCACUCUUUCCUUCGAGACGACGCCGUCGAGUUCCUCCUGAGCCUUGCGGAGUACGUGCCGGUUGUUUAGUAGAAGAGCGAUCGCCCACGUCGCCGUGACGGUGCUCGUAUCCGUUCCCCCUGCAAUCAUGCUCUGUGACGUGGCUUUGAUGAUCGUAUCAGAAUCGUAUCCAUGGAGAGAUUCGCCGUCGAGAACGGAGAGCAGAACGUCCAUGAAAUCAUGCUCUGUUUUUUCUGCUCUGUUUUUCUUGUGUUCAAUCAGCCAUUCCUGAAGGUACCCGUCCAAUUCUCCGAAAGCCCUUUUCAUCUCCUUCUGAUGGCCGCCGAUAUCCAUCCAACCCAGAAACGGGAGAGCGUCACCCACGACAAACAUCCCCAUGUAGUGGAAAAGCUCUCUCACGGCGGUCUUGAACUUCAGGGAAACGGCGCCGUCGGAAGCAGAGGAGCUCUUCCCUGCUAUGAUUCGCAACAUUAGGUUAAGGCUCAAAUCGCCAGUCCAUUUCUUCAGAUCGAUUUCAGGAUUAUCCCCAAUUACUUUAAACAGAUGGUUAAUCGACUUCCGGACUUCGGAUUCUCUGAAUCGCCGGAGAAGCUCCAUGCGGCGGGUUGAUAGAAGCUCGAUCAUCGUUAUUUUCCUCAUUUCCCGCCAGUAAUCUCCGUACGGGCCCAACCCGAACAUGGCGAAGUUGUAGGAGAAGAGCUUGGAGGCAGUUACUGCCGGGCGAGAGAUCACGGCCGUGUCAUUGGUCGUGAAGAGUUCCUUGGCGAUUUCCGAGCUGCUGACUACCACAACGCUGUUGAUUCCCAGGCGGAGGGAGAAUACGGCGCCGUAUUUGUCUGCUAACGCCGCGAGUGCUCUGUGGGGGAGCUCCGGUCCGGCGAGGACUGGGAGAUGGCCGAUGACUGGCCAUCGGGAGGUGGGCUCUGGUGGGUAUCGCGGUUGGUUGUCGGAUUGGCUGCGGCGGAGAGUUUUGGUGAUGGUGAAGUAGGAGAGGCAGAGGAUGAUGGCCAAAGCAAGAAUGGCGAGAGAAUCCAUAUGUGGAGGAUGUGAUCACUAUGGGUUUGAAGUUUCACCAUAGUUGCAGGGUUAAAUGGAUGUCUUGAAUCGGCCAAAUUGGACCACUACGAGUUACUAUUCUUUCCUUCGCAGCCACAAAUGUAGUGAAUGGUCGGUUCUAGAUUUCCAGUUUUUUCC
Linum tenue is the source of this 4558-nucleotide messenger RNA. NCBI's taxonomy places the organism in Eukaryota, Viridiplantae, Streptophyta, Magnoliopsida, Malpighiales, Linaceae. The record is from the annotation of a GenBank genome assembly.